GGAGCUCCCGCGCCCUGCGCCCCCGCACUAGGCCCGAGCUCCGUGGAUGGACGGCCAGGAAUCUUGGAAGAAACCGAAAGAAAACUCGGGCGGCGGGCGAGGAGGGGCGGGAGGACGGCGGCCCGAGGAGCCGAUUCGGUUCGGUUCAGGAGGCCACCCGCCUCGCCCGCCCCGAGCGCCCGCGGACCUGUCAGGCGGCCGCACCGCCGGACCGGCCCGCGUCCUCCAAGGCACUUUCACUUCCCCGCUCCGGGCGCCGCGGGACCCAGCCGCGCUCUAUGAGCCUCCCGGGCGGCCCAGUGGAGGGAGUCGCCGCCAGCCCCGGCCGCGCGCACCUGCGGGGCCACCACCCGCGGACGCACCGAGCCCGGGGGCGUGGCCGCCCGCUCAGCCGGCGAGGGCUCGGGCAGCCCUGACGUCACGACCGCACCCGCGCACCCUCCACCCCGAGGUAUUUACCUUCGAAAAGUGGUGGCGGCUGCAGUCUGGGCCGGGGCCAUGUGCGCCUGAAGACAUGGAGUUUGUGUCUGGGUACCGGGAUGAGUUCCUUGAUUUCGCUGCCCUUCUCUUCGGCUGGUUCCGAAAGUUUGUGGCAGAGCGUGGAGCUGUAGGGACUAGCCUUGAGGGCCGCUGGUGGCAGCUGGAGGCCCAGAUCAGAAGGCUGCCCCAGGACCCUGCCCUUUGGGUGCUCCAUGUCCUGCCCAACCGUAGUGUGGGCAUCAGCCUGGGGCAAGGGGCAGAGCCAGGUCCUGGACGAGGCCUGGGGUCUGCCCGGCUCCUGGGAGACGACCCUCCACUCCACCUGCGAGACCUGAGCCCCUACGUCAGCUUUGUCAGCCUAGAGGAUGGGGAGGAGGAAGAUGAAGAAGAAGAGAAGAGAGAGGACGGGGGUGCAGGCACAGAGAAGGUGGAACCAGAGGAGGACCGGGAGCUAGCUCCUACCAGCAGGGAGUCCCCGCAGGAAGCAAACCCGCCAGGAGAGUCAGAGGAGGCUGACCGGGAGGCAGGAGGUGGCAAGGAUGGCUGCCAAGAGGACAGGGUGGAGAACGAAACAAGACCCCGGAAGACAAAGAAGGGACAGAGGAGUGAGGCUGCCCCCCUGCACCUUUCCUGUCUCUUACUUGUGACGGAUGAGCAUGGCACCAUCUUGGGCAUUGAUCUGCUAGUGGAUGGAGCCCAGGGAACUGCCAACUGGGGCUCAGGGACUGAGAACCUGGCUCCUCGGGCCUAUGCUCUCCUCUGUCACAGCAUGGCCUGUCCUAUGGGCUCUGGGGACCCCCGAAAGCCCCAACAGCUUACUGUGGGAGAUGCCCGGCUGCAUCGAGAGCUGGAGAGCUUGGUCCCAAGGCUAGGGGUGAAGUUAGCCAAGACCCCAAUGCGGACAUGGGGUCCCCGGCCAGGCUUCACCUUUGCUUCCCUUCGCGCUCGAACCUGCCACGUUUGUCACAGGCACAGCUUUGAAGUGAAACUGACACCCUGCCCCCAGUGUAGUGCUGUCUUGUAUUGUGGAGAGGCUUGUCUCCGGGCUGACUGGCGGCGGUGCCCAGAUGAUGUGAGCCACCGAUUUUGGUGCCCAAGGCUUGCAGCCUUCAUGGAUCGGGCAGGAGAACUGGCCGCCCUGCCUUUUACCUACACCGCAGAGGUGACUAGUGAAACCUUCAACAAGGAGGCCUUCCUGGCCUCUCGGGGCCUCACUCGUGGCUACUGGACCCAGCUCAGCAUGCUGAUUCCAGGCCCUGGCUCCUCCAGGCAUCCCCGGGGCAGCAUGCCAUCCCUCAGCCUUCUUCGCGGUGGAGACCCCUACCAGCUUCUCCAGGGGGACGGGCCUGCCCUGAUGCCUCCUGUGCCCCCAGAUCCACCCCGGGCUCUUUUUGGCUCAUGGCAGGAUUACUACACAUGGCGGGGCCUCAGCUUGGACUCCCCCACAGCUGUGCUUCUCACCUACCCACUCACCGUGUACUACAUCAUCACCCACCUGGUGCCCCAGUCCUUCCCUGAGCUCAACAUCCAAAACAAACAAUCACUGAAGAUCCACGUGGUGGAGGCCGGGAAGGAGUUUGACCUUGUCAUGGUGUUUUGGGAGCUCUUGGUCCUGCUCCCCCAUGUGGCCCUGGAGCUGCAGUUUGUAGGUGAUGGCCUGCCCCCCGAAAGCGACCAGCAGCAUUUUACCCUGCAGAGGGACGGCCCCGAGGUGUCUGUCCGUGCUGGUUCUGGCAUAUCAGCACGGCCCAGCUCUGGCACUAAGGAGAAGGGAGCCCACAGGGACCUGCAGAUCAAGGUGUCAGCAAGGCCCUACCACCUGCUCCAGGGGCCCAAGCCCGACCUGGUUAUUGCUUCUCCCUCCUCUCUGUCUGCAGGAUUUAACUCCGGGUUUGGUCUCAAGGAUACGUGGCUGAGCUCUCUGCCGCGGUUACAGUCCCUCCGAGUGCCAGCCUUCUUCACCGAGAGCAGCGAGUACGGCUGUGUGAUGGACGACCAGACCAUGGCGGUGGCCACUGGAGGGGGCACCAGCCCUCCCCAGCCCAACCCCUUCCGCUCCCCCUUUCGCCUCAGAGCGGCCGACAACUGCAUGCCCUGGUACUGCAAUGCCUUCAUCUUCCACCUGGUUUACAAGCCUGCGCAAGGGAGCGGGGUCCGCCCGGCGCCCGGCCCCCCACCCCCGUCCCCAACUCCCUCCGCUCCUCCUGCCCUUACCCGAAGGCGCCGAGGAGAAAAGAAACCUGGGCGGGGGGCCCGCCGGCGGAGAUGAACGCUGAUACCAUAGUAGACCCCCUCCCAAACACUGAAAGGAAAACGUGAAAGCACUCAAGGUCGAGGGGGAGGACAGGUUGGUAAAACACGAAAAGGUAAAUAAAAUUACUUGUUUGAAACCA
Molecule: messenger RNA, 2873 nt
Organism: Piliocolobus tephrosceles (Ugandan red Colobus)
Lineage: Eukaryota; Metazoa; Chordata; Mammalia; Primates; Cercopithecidae
Gene: ZMYND15
Product: zinc finger MYND-type containing 15
Exons: 14
Coding region: 47-2749 (900 amino acids)
Biological process (GO): negative regulation of DNA-templated transcription
Molecular function (GO): histone deacetylase binding
Source: RefSeq, a predicted model, not a curated record